AUUUAAAAUUCCCGAAAUGUUCAAAAUCAAUUAUACAUUCCUUGGUGAGCAUGAUGGUAUAUGGCUCACGUUUUCGUAAUCGAUCUUAUUAGGUACAAUCACGUGCUUUAGAAUUAUUCAAUUCUAUAAAUGUGACCAUCCAGAUCGAUAAUUUUGAAUUAAACCAUGCCAAGUUGAUAAUCAUGAACAAAGAGUUGCAACACGCUCUUGAGGACGAAUUAAAAAAUUGGGAAUCACACAAGCGCUGAUAUUUUAAUUAUCAGUGGAAAAAAAAAACCAAAACCUCCGUGUGCAAAAUUGAUAUAAACUUAUGGUCCUAGUUAUUCGGUCAGUUGAGGACAAGUAGGCAAUCGCUAUGCGUUUAAUUUUAUUGUUCUCGAUUUCCUCGCUGCUGCUUGCGUGGGCUGCAGCCAGCGAGCCCUCGGUGAAGGAUUAUGAGAGACUGAGAGAGCUGGGACAAAAUCCGAGGAAUGGCCCAAAUCUGCUCGGCCGCACAAACCUUUUCCAUAAAACCCGGCAUGCUCAAAAGAAAACCGGCAGUUCCGCGCGUGCUGUGGAAGAUUAUCUCUUGCCUAGUGAUGUGGAACCUGUGUCUUAUGAAGUGCAGCUGAUCCCCUACUUGCAAAACUCGCCAGUUCCUGGAGCCGAGUUCACCUUCGAUGGAAGGGUUGAUAUUAAAAUUUUGGCUGACAGACCAACGUCCACCGUUGUCCUGCACGCUGAGCAACUCAAUAUCCUCAAUAUUGGAGUUACUCAGGAUACAACUGGAUUGGUUGUGCCUGUGAUUGAUUGGAAUUUGGUCACUGACGACAGGCACUUUUUAACCAUCAACUUGGCAGAAUCUCUGCUCAGUGGACAAGAAUACCAUCUCAAUAUCAAUUUUACUGGAAUCCUGAACAGCGAGGGUUAUGGCUUCUUCAGGAGCCGCACCACCGAUGAAAAUGGAAACACUGGCUGGGUGGCAACAACGCAAUUCGAGUCUGUCGGCGCGAGAAGAUCUUUCCCCUGCUUUGAUGAGCCAGCUUCGAAAGCUACCUUCACGAUUAUUUUGGCCCAAGAACCUGGUUACACCGCUGUAGCAAAUAUGCCACUGGAAUCUACAUACACAAGUCCCGAACUGCCAGCUGGAUGGACCUUUGCCAAAUUCCUUCCCUCCCCGAGAAUGUCCAGCUAUCUUGUGGCUUUCACUACUUCUAAUUAUGCAAGGCUGGAAAGUACAAAAGACAGCAGGUUCGCCGUGUGGGCUUUGAGCAAAGAUGUACAAAAAGGCGAAUAUGCAAAUGAUAUCGCGCCUGACCACUUCAACUAUUAUCAGACGUACACAAACACAGAUUAUGGAAUGCCCAAAGUCGACCAGCUCGCCUACCAAGAUUUCUUUUCUGGGGCCAUGGAAAACUGGGGUCACAUCUCCUAUGUUGAGGAUCUUUUGCUGUGGGAUCCUGCUACUGGUUCUCAAGCAAGCAAGCAGUUGGCCACCCAGGUCAUUUCUCACGAGUUGACGCAUCAGUGGUUUGGAGACAUUGUGAGCCCUCUUUGGUGGAGCGACCUCUGGCUCAAUGAGGGAUUCGCGACCUACUUUGAAUUUUAUGCGACAGGCGAACUUAACCCUGACUGGCUUAUGGAUCAGCAGUUCCAAACAGACAACACUUUCGACGCCUUUGACGUUGACGCAUUCGCGUUUUUCAGUCACCCGGUGCACGCCGAUGUGGACAGUCCUGCCUCCAUUGACGGAAUUUUCGACACCAUGUCCUACAACAAAGGCGGCUGUUUGGUCAAAUUUAUGCUCAACCUGUUGGGUCCGACCAAUUUCAGAAGUGGAAUCAUUGAUUACAUGACAAAAAUGGCUUACGGCGCUGCUCACCAAAACGACCUUUUUGCCUCUCUGGAGCCGCACGUGCCCGCAGGAAUUCUGCCCGAUGGAGUGACCCUGGCGCAAGUCAUGGACACCUUCACCCUUCAGGAGGGCGUCCCUGCCGUCACUGUGAUUAGAGAUUACGCGACAGGAACUGCUCAGGUCUCUCAGACGAGAUUUUCGGUCAGCACCAGUGAGCAAUGGCUCAUCCCUCUGACCCUGACCACCCAGAGCGAAUUGAACUUUGCAAAUCAAGUCCCAAAGAGUUGGCUCCUCACGGCUGAAAGCUCGAUUGGGUCUGCUGAGGGAAUUCCCGCGGAUAACGAAUGGAUCAUCGUCAACAUCCAACAGACAGGUUACUACCGAGUUAACUACGAUCAGACCAACUGGGAUCUACUCUUCGCUUAUCUAAAUGAUAUUGCGACUGCGGAUUUGAUCGACCCACUUAACAGAGCUCAAAUUUUGGACGACUCGCUCGCCUUUGGAAUUACAAAGCAGCUCAACUACAAAACAGCCCUCUCCAGCACCCUCUACCUCCGUCACGAGAAGGAGUAUGGCCCCUGGGCAGCAGCCCUGAGGCGCUUGGAGUUCAUUAGAGACAGAAUGUACCAAACACCCGAGACAGCCAGCUUGUUCAAUAAGUACCUGAGCACCCGUCUGGAUAAUGUCUUCCAACAUGUGUCCGGACUGAGUGUCGACAGCGCUGAGAGCCAUGCUACCAGCAUCACCCGCAACCUGAUUUCCAAGUGGGCCUGCAACACCGGUUUGGAAUCGUGCAACCAACAAGGCCAGGCCCUUUUGAAGCAGUGGCAGUCCACAGUUCAGCCCCACGUCAACAAUCCCCUGAAGGAGGACAUAAAGAGCGUUGCUUAUUGUGCUGGUAUGCGUUUCGGAAACCUCGAGGACUUCAACUUCCUCAUGUCGCAGUACGCAAGUGCAAAGAGUGCCAGCGAGCAGACUAAACUUCUCGGAGCUCUUGGAUGCGCAACUGAUGCUUCCAUCCUCCAAAGGUACUUGGAGGAAACAAUUCGUCAACCUGCCUCCGUCAUCAGAGCUGGAGACGCUUUGAGCGUCUUCUUCUCCGUGUACAGCAACCCAAUUGGUACAGAACUGGCCCUGGACUUCCUCAUCGAAAACUACUCAGAGCUGAAAAAUAUCAUGAACGUGGGCUUGGCACUCGCUGGAAUUUCUGAGAAGCUCAACACUCAAUCUCAUUACGAGAAGAUCGUUGUGUUCAUGCAAGACCACAUGGAGGAGCUUUCCCUGGAGGACAAGGCGUUCUUUGCCAGUGCCCUGACAAACCUCUCCAAGAUCCUCGACUGGAACGCUGAUCAUCUGGCUGAAGUGAUGCUGUUUUUUGUUGAAAAUCAGCCUUGAUGGGAAAUAAAAAUGAAGCUUGCAAUGCG
This is a messenger RNA of Cloeon dipterum, 3258 nucleotides long. RefSeq names its product aminopeptidase N-like. Gene Ontology annotation, cellular component: cytoplasm. Lineage: Eukaryota; Metazoa; Arthropoda; Insecta; Ephemeroptera; Baetidae. Gene Ontology annotation, molecular function: zinc ion binding; metallopeptidase activity. The transcript is spliced from 15 exons. The record is from RefSeq and is a predicted model, not a curated record. Gene Ontology annotation, biological process: proteolysis. The coding region runs from base 356 to 3229 and encodes 957 amino acids.